AUGCCUCUGGAACAGAUCCGUCCGGUCGCGGCGCUCAACUCGUCCGAGUCGCUGCGGCGUCAGAGUUUCUACGACUAUGCUUCGUCCUCUUCGACCCACAACUCUUCGUACUCUCACGAGGAUGGCAGCGACUCUGACCGAGAGCACACGGAAGAUGACGGAAACGAUGCAUACUCCGACCGUUACAAGAGAUAUUCCGCGUCGUCCCGCAACAGCGAGUCAAUGAGCCUCGCCAAGCUUGGCGGCGUGGGCGGUGUUACGCGUUCAGGAAGCUGGAGUCGCAACUCUAUGCCAGAACCUUUGCUCUCAUCUAGACGUGCGGCGGACGAGAAACGACCAUCGUCCUUCAAACCACACCAGUCUUCUCUCUCCAUGUACCAAGAGGACGCAGAGGAUGAGGAGAGAGCCGCCUCUUCGGACCUUCCGUCCACUUUUGCGACGAUCAGCGAGCCCAAUCGGCGGUGUUCCGAUGGCGAUAAAGUCACCCCCUCGAACCCGACGGGAUUCGACCUACCGCUCUCAACUUCUUCUGAUCGGUCUAGACCCGUAGUUGCGCCUUCUUCUAGCCGCACAUCUACCGCCUCCUCCGCUGCCGCAUUCUCAUUACGCUCCUUAUCUAACCGCAAUUCCACAGGCAGUGUAUCGAGCUCUGCCUCCUCUAUCGGAUCCCGAGCCGAAAAGGAUCGACUUACCCCUGCUCCUACAACAGACUCACCUGUCGCUCUCGACUCGAACCUAACUGGCAAGCUCUCUUCUGAUUCGGUGCUGUCGGAGACCUCGUCAUCGGCGACGGCUCCAUCGAGUCCCACGCAGAGCGGGGAGCGCGAUCGAUGUGAUCGCGUUCACAACAACAGUGUUGACACGGAGAAAGCUUCAGAGUUGCCGAGCGGCGAGGCUUCAUACCCUUCUACGCCUUCAGCUGAUACUCUGGUCGUCGCCGACCAGCGUUCCAGGAGACCCUCCAUUUCGAGUCGUGGCACUUUGGCGUCUACGGAUUCCGAGACAGAAGCGGCUAGCGCCGACACGAGUAAACGUACUGUCGAACGACCUAUCCAUCUUACGACGCCGGAGCAUCAGCGCGGUGCUUUUGCCGUCGCAAGCCCCAGUCUCACGCCCAGCGCUGAAGAGCUAUACUCGACCUCGGCAACAACAUGCUUCUCGCCGCUCGUUCCUCGUCGGCAUUCUGGCAUGAUUAUGAUACGCUCCCGAUCUCAAUUGGCUAUGCAUGCCGGCUUAGCCAUGACCUUUGCCAACGCAGAAGGAGGCAGAGCUGCUGCCCGUGAGCGCGCUCGAAAACAGACCGGCUGGGAGAACGCACCCUUUAGUGUUCUGGAAGCUCAACGACAUGCCCGCGCCUUCGCCGCUUCACAGCCUGCAUCGCCUGGUUCAUCGGCAACCUCGGUAGCAUGGGAUCCCUCUGCGACCACAUUACUGUUGCAGCCAGCCGCCAGUGUGACUGAACCAUCAGCGGUCCGAUCACCAAAUAUGUCGCCACAUCCCAUGGACCUCUCGGUACCAUCUUUGCAAUCUUCCCCCUCACCAUCGCCUCUGAACCAGAGCAUCGAUGCCACCGGUACCCCUCCACGUCCAGCACCGGUAGUGCGCCAGAUAUCGGACUACUCGCUUUCUCGCACGGCUCUGGCCCGUAUUGACACAGUCCUCGGGCUUUAUGGCAACGAUACGUCAGCAUCCUCGCAAGCAUACUCAGCUGAUGGUGCUUCUUCAUCAUCUCCGGGUGCACGGCCACAGCCAGCCAGAUCACCCUCUGCUGCAUCGAUCUCUGGGGCCAAUACUCUGCUUAGGACGCCAACGACCGAAGAAUGGUCUCGCUUUCUAGAGAGUCAAGGUGUUGGAUGGGGAGGGAGAAGAAGUCGGUCAGGUACAAAUCUGAGCACGAGCUCAUCGGCGCAACGAGGCAGCCGCUUGGCGUUGUCAAGCUUACCGUCCUCCUCCAGAGCCGAUUUCGAGGACGGCGCAGCCGAUGACGGAGUCGGCAACGAUUUGGACAGCGACGAUUCAGACGAUCAUGAUUUCGGCGUCGAGGUUCUGGAGAAACUCAAGCAGCUUGGACUUAGUCGCGCCACGAGUAGAGCGGGCUCGGUAUUUGGUGAUGAGCUCGCGAGCCUGCACGAGGAAGACGAAGAUGAUCUUUCGCCCGUUUCACCUCAGGUGAGUAAGAUCCUUUCUCAGGCUGAUCUGGCGCCGCUCACUCCGUUGGCUACACUUCAAAAGAUGCUUCCGCCAGACCAAAGCAGCCCACUUGCUCUUCACAACAGCCCCAACACACCUCAAGCCUCGUUGGACCGGGGCCUUACACUACGGCUUCCGCGGAGCAAGAGACCCACUAUGACCGGCGAAGUACACGCCGGAGCGCAGCUGUACCCGCUGGAUCACAAGGGCGAGAAAAGCAUUUCUGAUUUCGAGAUUGUCUCUGACAUUGGUCGAGGUGCUUAUGGCCUGGUCAAGAAAGCCCGCAAGAAAGGCGUCGACGGUCGCGCGCAAGGCGAAGAGGUGGUCAUCAAGUACAUCAUCAAGAGCCGCAUCCUUGCGGAUUGUUGGCGCCGUCAUCGCGUGCUGGGUCCGAUCCCGGUCGAGAUUCAUGUCAUGGAUCAGCUCAGGCGAAUUGCCUACGUCGCUCCCUCUAAACCACGCCCAUGGGCGCCGAGCCGUCCCAGAACGCUGGAGGACUACCGUGCGCGCAAGCGUCAAGAAGCGGAGCAAGACAAGGCAGCGACGCUGACCGUUCCAUCCGCAGCUGCAGCCUCGCCGACCUCGCAUCCGAACAUCUGCAGAAUGCUCGACUUCUUUGAAGAUCAUGAAUUUUACUACUUGGUGAUGCCUUGUUUCGGAUCCGGCCAAGAUCUCUUUGAUUACAUCGAGAGUGCACCGGACGGCCUUGCAGCAUUCCAAUGCCGAAGCAUUUUUGGUCAGGUAGCGGAUGCGUUAUGGUUCCUUCAUGCCAACAACAUUGUCCAUCGAGACAUCAAAGACGAGAAUGUUGUGCUGGACGGCGAGGGCAACGCGCAGUUGAUUGAUUUCGGUAGCGCAGCCCACGCUCGACCGGGAAAGCUGUUUGACACGUUCAGUGGCACACUCGACUACGCUGCAGCGGAAAUUCUGCAAGGAGAAAAGUAUGCCGGUCAAGCACAGGACAUUUGGGCGCUCGGCGUAGUCGGGUUUGUGCUGCUCUGCGGAGAAUGUCCUUUCUGGAACGGUGAAGAAGCUGUGCAGGGACUGGAAGAAGGCACGAGAGCGGCACAGACAUUGAAGGAGCGAUGCAUGAUCGCCCGCGUUGGACCUGCGGAAGCAGAGAAAGAGCUCAUGGACAAGGAUCUUGACGUAACGCCGCUCGAUCCGGCAUGGUCGCCUUGCAAGGACAAGGAAGGGACCGAGCCCGAUGGUGGUGGACGGGUGGAUGAUUUUGUCGAUCUCAUCUCGCGCUGCCUUGAGCUUGAUCCCGAAUCAAGGCCCUCUGCUGAACAAAUCUGUCAACAUCGAUUUCUCGCUGGUUUUGCCGGAUGGACUGGACGCCGCGGAUGGCAGCGACUCAAAGCGCCACUCGUACCGUCUUGCACCACCGCAAGCGAGAGCAGAGGAAACAGUGUUGCAUCUUCAGCGACAGCAGCAGUAGUCUCUUUGCCAUAG
Mycosarcoma maydis (corn smut) is the source of this 3645-nucleotide messenger RNA. RefSeq lists its product as uncharacterized. Lineage: Eukaryota; Fungi; Basidiomycota; Ustilaginomycetes; Ustilaginales. Gene Ontology annotation, molecular function: ATP binding; protein serine/threonine kinase activity. Gene Ontology annotation, cellular component: nucleus; cytosol; cytoplasm. The coding region runs from base 1 to 3645 and encodes 1214 amino acids. Gene Ontology annotation, biological process: protein phosphorylation; negative regulation of glycogen biosynthetic process; intracellular signal transduction. The transcript has a single exon. The record is from RefSeq and is a predicted model, not a curated record.